Messenger RNA from Trematomus bernacchii (emerald rockcod), 2305 nucleotides. RefSeq names its product UDP-N-acetylglucosamine pyrophosphorylase 1 (gene uap1). Gene Ontology annotation, biological process: UDP-N-acetylglucosamine biosynthetic process. NCBI's taxonomy places the organism in Eukaryota, Metazoa, Chordata, Actinopteri, Perciformes, Nototheniidae. The record is from RefSeq and is a predicted model, not a curated record. The coding region runs from base 141 to 1703 and encodes 520 amino acids. Gene Ontology annotation, molecular function: UDP-N-acetylglucosamine diphosphorylase activity. The transcript has 11 exons.
CGUAGGAGGAGGUGGUGUCCGGGUGGGAGGCAAACUCUCCAGUACAAUAAACCCCUCAAAGACUGGCAUUAAUGGUCUUUAAACCAAGAGGAGUACUUGUCGAGAGAGUGUGGCAGAGUUAACCAGAAGCCCUGUUCAUCAUGGACCCAAACGCCAGCGGACUCGCCAUGAGGUUGGCUGAAGCCGGCCAGUCUCAUCUCCUGCAGUUUUGGAAGAAUUUGGGCCCCAAGGAGCAGGCCGAUCUGAACCAUGACCUGCAGGGGAUGGACUUUAAGGAGAUCAAUGGAUUCUUCCAGAAGGCCAUGGAGACGUCCAGCAGCAGCAAACAAGAGAAGAUGGACGCUCGCAUGGAGCCGGUGCCCAGAGAGGUGCUGGGCAGUGUGACGAGGGACAGGGAGAGCCUCAAAGACUGGGAGCUAACAGGUCUACACUGCAUCUCUCAGAGUAAAGUGGCGGUCCUGCUGUUGGCCGGGGGCCAGGGAACCAGACUGGGGGUCUCUUACCCCAAAGGCAUGUACGACGUGCGGCUGCCGUCCCACAAAACCCUCUUUCAGAUCCAGGCCGAGCGCAUAUUGAAGCUGCAGCAGCUGGCUGAGCAGAAGCACAAAAUCAAGUGCUGUAUUCCCUGGUACAUCAUGACCAGCGGCAGGACAAUGGAGUCCACGAAGGAAUACUUCUCAAAAAACAACUAUUUCGGCUUGGAAAAGAACAACAUCAUCUUCUUCCAGCAGGGCAUGCUACCAGCCAUGGACUACAGCGGCAAGAUCAUCCUGGAGAGCACAGGAAAGCUCUCCAUGGCCCCUGAUGGGAACGGGGGUCUUUACAGAGCUCUGGGGAACCAAAACAUCAUGGACGACAUGGAGCGGAGGGGAGUUGGAUUCGUCCAUGUGUACUGCGUGGAUAACAUCCUGGUCAAAGUGGCUGACCCCUCCUUUAUUGGUUUCUGUGUGAAGAAGGGAGCGGACUGUGGAGCUAAGGUGGUAGAGAAGAACAAUCCCACAGAGGCGGUGGGCGUGGUCUGCAAGGUGGAUGGACGUUAUCAGGUGGUAGAGUACAGCGAGAUCACCCUGGCAACCGCUGAGAAGCGCAGCGCUGACGGCCGGCUGAUGUUCAACGCAGGAAACGUGGCCAAUCACUUCUUCAGCUUCUCUUUUCUGAAAGACGUAGUGCAGAAGUACGAGCCACAGCUGCAGCACCACGUGGCCCAGAAGAAAAUCCCAUAUGUGAAUGGAGAGGGUCAACUAAUCAAACCAGACAAACCAAAUGGAAUUAAAAUGGAAAAGUUUGUCUUUGACAUAUUCCAGUUCGCCAAGACAUUUGUGGUGUAUGAGGUGCUGCGGGAGGACGAGUUUUCCCCGCUGAAGAACGCCGACAGUCAGGAUGCAAAAGAUACGCCCACCACAGCCAGACACGCCCUCAUGUCUCUGCACCACCGCUGGGUGCUCAACGCAGGGGGACACUUUAUCGACGAGAACGGCAGACAUGUGCCCGCCAUACCGAGAGACGGAGCGGCAGGCAGUGUCACAGAUGAUGGCAACAGAAACCUGAAGGACGGAACAGACCUGCCAAUCAAGUGUGAGAUCUCCCCACUGGUGUCCUACGGGGGAGAGGGUCUUGAAGAUCUGGUGAAGGGACGAGAGUUCCAUCCAAACGUGAUGAUCGAUGAGAAAGGAGUCCACGAGCUGGUGAAGAACGGAGUUUAGACAAUAAAGGAGAGAGAGAAAGGGAACACCAAAGACCAACCUCCCUUUGUCUCUCAACAUUGUCAUCACUGUGCAAUAACAAAUAGACAUGCACAUUUUCAUGAAAGAGACUGUCUUCUCCAAAAUGAAUGAACGAGCCAGAUGAAUUGAAUCGUUUGCUUUUCUGCGCCAAGUUUUCUUUCUGCUUCCUACGUUAAUAUCAUAUUAAGUUCAUAUUUGUUAUGAAGAGCACUUGAACAUAGCAUAAGAUGAAGUACGAAAUCCCUGUUUUACUGACUGGAUGAAGCAGUCUUCAGGUGCAUCUAUUUAUUUAGUUUAUGAGACUUAUUUUUAUAUGUACUGAUAGAUGCUCUAUAGGUGGAAAUGACCAUCUACUCAUUUUACCUGGUGAUUUUUAUACAACAUUGAACUGAGAUGAAAUAAUCAGAAAGGUGCUUAUUAAUUAGCAUGUAAUCUAGGUACAUGGUACGGGAUGUGGGGGGUAUUUAUAAUAUCUGGUUCUUUUCAGCUUGCAAUCGUUGAAGAUCAGAUAUUAUCCAGCUUUAAGAGAUGAUUUCUAUCUUCUUUAUUAAAGAAGUUUCCUAAUUGGAAAACCAACUGAA